UUAUGUACGCCGAUGUAAUAUUAUUUAAUAUUAUAAUGUAUUUUAUUAAUAUUAAAAACUACUAUGAAUCUUUAACAUAAUUAUGUAAUUAUGAUUUCUUAAUAUUGUGGUUUGUUGACUGUCUAUUAGCAGCGUUUGAAAUUUUUUCAUUCUGAUUUAUAAGGAUAUUAUAAUCAGGUAAAAUAAUACCAAUAACCAUGCAAAAGUACAUGUCUAAAUCUGAAGUUCGAUGUGCAAGUUUAAUGAACAAUGUAUUGGAAGAAAACAUUAAUACAAAUGAAAUUUUGGAAAAAAUUAGAUCAUUUGAGCAAUGUAACAUUCGUCAUGGUGUAGGAAAAAUAGAAUUUACAUUUUAUGUGAUUGAUUUUGUUCAUAAUAAGACUAUGCAGUAUGUAAAUCUGCAAGAUGAGAAUGAAACUAUUAUAAACAAUGCAUUUAAUGUGCCAGAAGUUGAAUCACCGAUGGUGAAACGAAUAAUACCCAAAGUAUCGGCAACAAAAGGUUCCAACAAUCAAGGCAAGAAGACGGUUCAAAUACAUUCGGUGACUUCAAAAAUGAACAAAACAAAAAUAAUUGAUACCACUAAGAAAGAACGAAGGAGCUUGGAUAUAUUGGGAAGUCUGUACGCUGCACUGAUAAAUUCUAACAUAUUAUGUAAUUUAUUUCAUGAAUUAGGUUAUGUUUUUACGCUUCUUGCAGUAAAAGAUCAUGAAAUAAAAUUUAAUAAUGACAGUUUUAGUUCAAAUAAUACAUAUUUCAAAUCAUCUGAUGAUUGUCAUUAUUUUGCUUCAAAGACUAUAGAACAGUUGGUUUCAAUUUUAAGUUAUUUGGAAAAACCAAUUAUUAAUCUAAUUUUAAAACAGAAAGUAAUCAACACAUAUGUACCAGAAUUGGCUAAAACUUUUGAGAGUAAAUUUAACACAUCAAACAUAAAUGAUGAUAUUAAGUCUUUAAAUUCAAGUAUACCAAAAGAUAUGGUGAAAUUUGAUGGUGAACAAGAUGCCAAAGAUUGUUUUCCAUCAAUAAAAAUGUUCCAUGCUUUCAAAACUCAAAGAGAUGCAUUUUAUGAUUUACUGGAAAAUUGGAAACAAAACGAAAAUCAGUUUGAGCUAGAUUCUAAGAAAUUUGAACAUAUAAAGAAAAUGCUUAAUGAAAAUAAUAAUUCUGUUAAUAUGAGUAAAUUUGCUAAAUUAUUUGUCGCUCAAUUGAUAAAUUCUACAUUUGAAGAAUCAAAGAAUGUCUAUAAAAAUAAAACUAUUAAAGAGUUGUCUGCCUCAAAGUUAGAAUUACUCCAUCAGCGAAUUACUAAACGAGAUUAUACAAGUGGAUAUAGUGUUGAUCCAGCUAAUGAAUUUCCUGGCAUGCAAAUGUUUUUUAAAGAAUUUGUCAUUAUGUUGUUGGGUGAUGGAAUUUUUUGUAAACAUUUAAUAGACACUUUAGUACACAGAAUCGAUAUAUUAAAUACAAUGGAAUGGGCUUCUGAACUACAAGAAGGUGCAAUUUAUCAGCAAACCUUCUUUUUUUAUGUUGAUACUUUAAGAUUGUUAGCCAAAUUUUUGGCCUUUGCAUUAUAUAAUCCGUACAAAGAUUAUGAUGUUUUAAAUCCGGCUUUAAAAGAAUAUAUAUGGGAAGUACGAUCAAAGGCUUUACCUCCAAUAAAUUUACUUGCUAAAUUACAUUGUGCUCUUAAACAUGGACAUAGUGAAAUUGUAUUAACAACUUCAUGGAUAAUUGAAUACUUGUAUCAAGUGGAUCGGAUUUCAAUUACAACUCCUUUUUAUAAAGAUGUACUAAUUUUGAUCUAUUCUCUGUGUAUGUUAAAUUCUGAUAUAACUGGUUCCAUACUAAUGUUGAGGUUACAGUUUAAUUGUUUAAUUGAACACAUAAAUAUUGAACCUCAUACACUAUUUGAUGACUCAAAAAGAUGUUUUGAUAAAAGUCUUUUUGAAAAUUUUGUAAAAGAAUUAAAAAAUGGUAUUACAGUUAAUACGAAGCAAAUUUAUCACUAUUGUCCGCAGCUAAAUAACUAUCGUACUGUAUUAGAAAGUAAAGUUAAUAAUAAAAAAAUAAAAUUUUUAUCGCCUACUGUCAGUAUACCCAGUCGAAAAAUAAAUCAAAAUCAUCAGAUAGAAUUGGAAUUAGAAUCACAUUUCUUUGAAAAUCAUUCUUCAUCUGUAUUAGCAACAGUUGAUUUCAUUGCUAAACGAAUUGCUUCUACUUGCACCAAAAAGAUUCAAAACAAAGGUAUGGCUGCUGUAAAGAAUCAAUUUGUUGAUAUUGUGUGUGAAAAAUUCAAAGAACAUAUCAGAGAAAAUACAGAUUCAAUAUUUAAAGUGGAUGAAAAUGAUGUUGCUAAGUGUAGUUUAUUUUUAAGUUCCUCUAUUCAACAGUAUGUAGAUCAUUUUUCUAAAAACAAUAUUCCCAACUCAAUUCAAGAACUAUUGGAUUCUGAAUCUGUGAACCCGGGCUCUUUGCCUUUUUGUAUUGCUGUUACAGUUCGUAAAUUUAAAGCACUAGUAACAGAUUGGGUUAAGAAUCAUAUAAAUAUCAAAAGUAUGUUCAUUACUUACAUUAAUACUGAAUUGAAAACAAAUUUGAAAACUGGUAGUAUAAAUGAAGAUGGAAAUAAUCUCCGUGAACUAUUGAUGCCUACUCAUUGUGAUGAACCAGAUGAAGAUUAUUUUAUCCCAGAAAAUGAACUAUUGAUAGAUUUGAAUAUGUUUAGUUUAAAAAUUAUUGAAGUUGAUAGUCAUAAACUAUCUUUGGAUGAUAUUUCAGAAUAUUCUGAAAGAUUUAAAAUUAUUUUAGAAAACAAAAAUAAAAUGGAAUUUAAUUUAUACCGAUUUAUAAUAACAAGACUGAUUGAUAAUGUAUUACUAGCAACAUAUCAAAUGCCGAUGCUUUUUAAUAAAGAUGUGAUGAAAGCUUAUCAUCCAUAUUUCGCUGAAAAACUGUAUACCGUUUCAAUGAUAGUAUGUGAACGUAACAUAUAUAUUCUGUCGCAGAAGUCUAAUUCUCAUAAGGCUAUUAUAAGUGAAAAAAUAACUGCUUGGAUACAAUAUUUCAUAGAAAACGAUUUCCUAACUAUUGAUGAACUUACAGAUCAAAUUAUGUCAAUUUUACAAUUAUCUUGGCCAGAGGAUACAUUAAAAUGUUUGUCGAUUUGCUUUAAAGACCUUAACAGUGUAUGUUUAAAGAAAUUUGAUGAUACUAAGGUGCAAGAGUUAUUCAUGUGGUUAACACAUUUCAUGGACAUGAUUGAGGAUUAUGAUAUCGAUUAUUGAAAACAAUAUAAACAGAGAUAUUUACUUUUUUGUUUCCAUUUUUUUAUACAUUUAAUUUUUAUUUUUUAACGAGACUGAAUUUUUACAAGAUCAGAUUUUAUAACUAGAAUUAACAGUUUGAUCUCUUUUGUUAUCAUUCAGAUACUUUCUUGUGUACCUUAAUAAUUAUUGAAUUAUUUUUUUAAAUUAGAAAUUUUAAUAUUGAAUUAUGUAUACAUAUUAAUAUAUGCAAUAUUAUAAAUAAAUAUAAUCAAAUCUCAUAAUGCAUAUUAUGUUUUAGAGUUCAUUAAUUUUAAUAUGAAUAAUCCAGAUAGAUAGAAGGCUUUCUAUCAAUAUAGACCUAGUUUAUGCGGUAAACGGUCACUUUGCCUUAUCCGGUGUAUUGUUUAAAAUACAAUAACUUGGACACAUUGUAUGGUCAGUCAAAAUGUUCAUUUCAAACGAGGACGUCUUGUACUAUUUUGUGAAUAUAAAUAUAUAGGUUAUAAAGUUUUAUGAGAUUUAAACAUAAUUUUAUAUUUAAAGUAAAUUAAAGAUUUUAUAAAUAGUAAAUAAACAAGCCAAAUUAAUCAGUUUUUUAAAUUAACCGGUUGGAUGGUAGGUAACAACCAAACAAUUCAUUUGGUGCUAUAAAAUAUAUUUUCUAAAUUAUAAUUAUAAUACCAAAUCAGAUACACCAGUAUGUAUUUAAAUAUAAGAAUAUUUUUAAUGUAAUUGGUCAGAACUUCAGACUUUUUUUAUAUUAUACCUACUAUACUACUGGGCUAUACAUUAUUUACCUAUAUAAUAGUGCAAAGUGUCCGCGUUUACAAUCUAGAGUUUAAUUCAACUGCUCAAAUUGUCUACGUUCUGAAAUUCUAAUUUUUUCCGACCGUACAUUUUCGCAUUUUGCACUUUCAAUGUUCUACUGUACAAAUUGGCCUAGAACCAUCGUAUGACUAUCUAGUAAUUGAAUACAUUUUCUGAAAACACAUUU
Messenger RNA from Metopolophium dirhodum (rose-grain aphid), 4260 nucleotides. It is a transcript of the gene dlt, whose product is annotated as codanin-1. The record is from RefSeq and is a predicted model, not a curated record. The transcript is spliced from 16 exons. Gene Ontology annotation, cellular component: nucleus. Gene Ontology annotation, biological process: chromatin organization. The coding region runs from base 198 to 3284 and encodes 1028 amino acids. Lineage: Eukaryota; Metazoa; Arthropoda; Insecta; Hemiptera; Aphididae.